Molecule: messenger RNA, 2978 nt
Organism: Eurytemora carolleeae
Lineage: Eukaryota; Metazoa; Arthropoda; Copepoda; Calanoida; Temoridae
Product: CUB and sushi domain-containing protein 3
Exons: 21
Coding region: 297-2933 (878 amino acids)
Source: RefSeq, a predicted model, not a curated record
CAGAAUGAUCGGGGGGAAAAUAAAGAAAAAAUCAAACAAUUGUAGAGAAAAGUUAUUUGUGAAAAAGUGAACUUUUGAAAAGAAACUUUUAUUGUAAAGACAAAGUUAUAUAUUAGUGCAAAAAUGUUCCUAAAGACAGAAUGAUAAACAGAUAAACUUUUAUACAAAUGAACUCUAUAAAAAAGUUUUCAAGUAACCUGUACUUGGGAAUUAAAAUGUGAAAAAGUGACAAGAUCAAUUCAUUUUCUAAACUUCUCAUGUACUAGAUUUUGAAGGAAAAAUCUCCGGCUGGUAAAAUGUUAUUAUUCUUUGCUCUGAGUUCACUUCUCUUGGCCUACAAUUCAGACAGAGUACACGGUAAAGAAUGUGGGUAUCCAGGAACGCCAAACAAUGGAACGUUCCAACCUACCGAUCGUAUAUUCUAUCCUGGAGAUGAAGUUAUCUACUCAUGUAACUCUAAAUUCAUAAUCAAAGGUGAUGAGAGGAGAACUUGUAACACCGAUGGAACUUGGAAUGGGAAACUACCCUUUUGCAGAGAAAACCUUGCUCUGGGAAAGACUGCAACUCAGUCAGAUGUACUUUGGAGUUACACACCUGAACUAGCGGUAGACGGAGAUAUGAACACCUGUAGUUUUACCUCAAGGAAGGAGGGACAACGCUGGUGGCAGGUUUCCCUAAGCCGUCAUCUCCUGAUAUCCUCAGUAUGGAUCUCCAUGAGUCCUGGUUCAUAUCAGAAAUUCUCUAUAUUUGUCGUAGAAAUCCUAGAUGGAAGUACUGCAGAGUAUAAGCCCUGUGCUCAGUUUGAAGGAAGAUUUAAAACUCUUAGAAAAGAGUUCGAGUGCGUGAAUGAAGGUCAAAAGGGACAGUUUGUUUAUAUCAGGGAUGAUAGAAUGGAUACAGAAUACUUUGGACUUUGUGAAAUUCAAGUUUUUCAAGCGCAAGAAGUUGAGGACUGUGGGUCCCCUGAGUUGCCCCUGAAUUCCCAACUAUUUUCUCUGACCCCCUCUCAGGCCGAGUACUCCUGCGCCCCUGGAUUCACACUAACCCCCCCUGGUAGGGGUAUUCUAAACUGUAGCAAGGAGGGGUGGCAGGGACAGAUCCCAACUUGCUCAGAGUUAAGUUGCGAUCAUCCAACCUCUGCUAAGGAUGGAUUUAUUGAAGUUUCUAACUUCAGAGGAAACUAUGUUUAUGGGAGCAGAGCUAAAUACCAUUGUAACCCAGGAUACAUAUUGUGGGGAAAUUCUACACGAGUUUGUGAUGAGUCAGGAGAAUGGACCGGCCAUCCGCCUACCUGUCGGCCGAUUUCCUGUGGGGAACCGCCGAUGCUCCCGAAAUCGGCGGUUGCACUGUUAAAUGGGUCAGCACAGUGGCGAUCUAUCGCCCAGUAUUCCUGUCUACCUGGAUACCAGUUUAUGGACGGGAUAACCAAUGUACGUGAAAGUGCCUGCCAGGACACAGGAGCUUGGUCUGCUGUAACCUUCAGUUGUGUUCCUAUUCAACCCAAGAACAGUAAUCCUAUAAAUACCAUUUGGAUUAAGGAGAGAAAUGAUAAGAAUUCUCCCAGCUAUAUGACUAUAACACUACUCAGCCUUCUAGCAGCUGUCAUUUUUGGAAUAUCAGUUCUAGCAGCUAUUAUUACCUUCAAACGAUGGGUAAGAAAGAUGGAAUACGCCCAGCAAGAAAAUAUAUUUGUGGAAAAGCCUCUUUUAGAGAACCAGCAUGAACACAACCACCAGGCUCCUGGACAGGAACCGGUUCAACUUGAAAACAAUCAUAAUAACAAGUUCUCUACAUUUCAUCUUAGGUACAGUCCCUCGAGCUCCCCUACCUCUAGUGCUGAGACUCGAACCUCCUCUCCCAAAAACUCGAACUGUUCGAUGGAACGACGCCACUACAGUUCGAGUUGUUGCAGGAAGCAGUUCAAUUCAAUGCCAAGAAUGCAAAAUGGAAAUCUUAGGUUCAAGUAUGCUGAUAUAGAUGAAUUGUCUAGGUUCAAGUAUGCUGAUAUAGAUGAAUUGUCUAGGUUCAAGUAUGCUAAUAUAGAUGAAUUGUCUAGGUUCAAGUAUGCAGAUAUAGAUGAAUUAUCUAGGUUCCAGUAUCUUAAUAUAGGUGAAUUGUUUAUGUUCAAGUAUGCUGAUAUAGAUGAAUUGUCUAGGUUCCAAUAUUCUGAUAUAGAUGAAUUUUCUAGGUUCAAGUAUCUUAAUAUAGAUAAAUUGUCUAGGGUCAAAUAUGCUGAUAUAGAUGAAUUGUCUAGGUUCAAGUAUGCUGAUAUAGAGGAAUUGUCUAGGUUCAAGUAUGCUGAUAUAGAUGAAUUGUCUAGGUUCAAGUAUGCUGAUAUAGAUGAAUUGUCUAGGUUUAAGUUUGCUGAUAUUUAUGAAUUGUCUAGGUUCAAGUAUGCUGGUAUAGAUGAAUUGUCUAGGUUCAAGUAUGCUGAUAUAGAUGAAUUGUCUAGGUUCAAGUAUGCUGAUAUAUAUGAAUUAUCUAGGUUCAAGUAUGCUGAUAUAGAUGAAUUAUUACAAAGAAGAUCCAACCUAAAUGUAUUUGAAGACGCUGUUCAGUAUGCAAAUGUUCCAGUAAUACCGCGGCCUAUUCACUACGCAACCCUAUCCCGAGCCAAGCGACAAGUGGAACACCAGGAAAUGUCCCAAGGUGACUCAGUGCCCGACAUUCUUCAAACUAUUGCUCAGCUGGAUUCUCACACCAAACCAAACCCCGCCUUCGGCCAGCUGGGCGGCCCGUCUAACCCAAACCAAACCUCAACCGUGGUUCCAAACCAAACCCAAGAACACGUGGGUGCUCAGCCCAAACCAAAUGUUAUAGUUAAUGAACUCUCAGGAAUGAUGUUUACAAAUGAAAGAAAACUUAUAGAUUUAGAUGACGAACAGUUUAAUUACUUAUCGAUCAACCAAACCCAAAUGGACGAUAGUGUUUGAUUAUUUAUUGUAAAGUUUAUUAGAAAUAUAUUGUAUAAUUUUUAA